Molecule: messenger RNA, 597 nt
Organism: Exophiala spinifera
Lineage: Eukaryota; Fungi; Ascomycota; Eurotiomycetes; Chaetothyriales; Herpotrichiellaceae
Exons: 1
Coding region: 1-597 (198 amino acids)
Source: RefSeq, a predicted model, not a curated record
AUGGCGCUUCAGGCACAGGUUCCUAUUCCUGGACCUGGGCUGGAGCUGAACAUCCACCUGCCACUUUCUCCGCCGGCUCGCAAGAGCAUUAUCAAUGAUUGCUGGAACGCAGGCUUGAACGACAGAGACUUCGCAAGACAAUACAAAAAUUUCCAGCCUUACUUUGAGAACUACGAGAGUCUCUGUCAGAGCUGCUCUCCGGAUGAUCUCGGGCAGCUACGACAUUCCGACCUGCUCGGGGCUUUCAAUCGAAUAGUAACCCAGAGUCGAAAUACGUGCAUCGGGGAGCUCAAGGCCUUGCUCUUGACCUUUCCUGCUCCCUUCUCCCAGCCACAAGAUGCAGACGAAUUCGUCCGCAUGUGGAUAGACACCACGGCAGAGUGUCUUCUCCUGCUCGACGUCCAUUCGUGGGCAGGCAACCAGACUCUGAAGGAAUUCCUCGAGGUCGAAUUUGCGACACAGAAAACCAGCAGUGGACCAUAUGCACCUUUCUCGAAAGUUCCAUGCGAGGAACCUCGCGAAAAUCUCAGGCAUGCGGAUACGCUGGACAAGUCUUCUGUCGAAGCAUCUGGCCCUGGAAGAGAGCGAAAGGGGUGA